Messenger RNA from Malurus melanocephalus (red-backed fairy wren), 6241 nucleotides. It is a transcript of the gene COBLL1, whose product is annotated as cordon-bleu WH2 repeat protein like 1. Gene Ontology annotation, molecular function: actin monomer binding. The transcript is spliced from 14 exons. Bases 317 to 3787 code for a protein of 1156 amino acids. The record is from RefSeq and is a predicted model, not a curated record. NCBI's taxonomy places the organism in Eukaryota, Metazoa, Chordata, Aves, Passeriformes, Maluridae.
UUUCAAGUUUCUCGCCGCGCAGUUUGGUUUGGUUUUCUUUUUUUGCUUCUGUGUUUUUUUCCCCUCCGCCCAAGGUGUGGUUCCACAAGCGGCAGGAGCCUGGCACAGCCCGCGAGCGCGGCCGCCCCCCCGGGGAAGCACCCACUGUCCGCGCUGUAAACAGCGGGGAAUGCGCGGGCUCGGGGGCGAGGCGGUGCCGGGGGCUGCGGAGCGGGGCCGCCCUCCUCAGCCCGCCCCGAGCAGGUGAGGCGGGGAGCCGAGGCUGUGCGGGCGGGUCCCCGGCUUGCGCCCGCCCUGCGCUCCCUCGGCCGCCGGCAUGGACGGCACCGCUCGGCCGGCGGCCGCCCCGCCACCCUCCGGAAGAAAAUCUAAAGCACCACCUCCUCCAUCUGAAACAAAAUCCAUUGCUGUUACUCCAUUUGAUAACACAGAGCCAACCAACCUCAUAAUGGAACAGAAGGAGAAUGUAAUUGAUAAAGAUAUUGAAUUAUCAGUGGUCUUGCCGGGAGAUGUGAUCAAGUAUACUACAGUUAACGGGAGGAAGCCCAUGAUGGACUUGCUGAUCUUUCUCUGUGCACAGUAUCAUUUAAAUCCAUCAAGUUAUACCAUAGAGUUGGUAUCAGCAGAAAAUAGCCAGAUUAAAUUCAAACCCAACACACCAGUGGGAAUGCUUGAAGUGGAAAAGGUGAUUGUAAAGCCAAAACAAAUGGAUAAGAAGAAACCUGCUCCAGUUAUACCAGAGCAAACGGUAAGGGUAGUGAUAAACUACAAGAAGACACAGAAGACAGUUGUAAGAGUUAGUCCACAUUCACCCCUUCAAGAACUCAUACCAAUUAUCUGUAACAAAUGUGAGUUUGAUCCUUCACACACCCUGCUGCUGAAGAGUUACCAGUCUCAAGAACCCCUUGAUGUGACAAAAUCUCUUAAUGACCUUGGACUAAGAGAACUAUAUGCCAUGGAUAUCAGUCAAGCCACUUCACCAGCUGAUUUAAAUUUACCAUCUUUUCAAGGAUCUUACCAAUCUGAAAACAUAGAUAUUCUGAAGGAGAAAGAAAACAAAGGAUUUUUYAGUUUUUUUCAACGAAACAAGAAGAAAAGGGAACAAGCUGCCAGUGCCCCAGCAACUCCAYUGAUGAGCAAGCCAAGGCCAGCAUUCAUCACGAGAUCUAACACAGUCAGCAAGCAGUACGACUCCAACACUCUGCCAGCUGAAAUGCCCAAGAAACGGAGAGCUCCUUUGCCACCUAUGCCAAACUCUCAGAGUGCUCCCCAGGAACUCGCACGAGCCCAAGUCAGGCCUACGUCUGAUAUUGUGAAAUCCAACAGUUUUGAUAGGAAUCAACAGGCCCCGAUGGGAUUGGUACGGAARGGUUCCCUGCCGCUCAGUGACACUGCUUCCGUGAACUCUUCCCUGCGCAGGAUGAAGCGCAAGGCGCCCUCACCACCCUCUAGAGCACCAGAAGAUCAAAGUGAAGGCAGUAAUGAGCCUGUAACAGAGUCAGCAGAGUCAGCCUCUACUAAAGCGGAAGGAAAAGCCACUGAAAUGCAGCCUGAAACAGAUGCAAGGACCUCAGAAUACAACCUGGAAGAAAUUGAUGAAAGGGAAGAGAUAAGCGUGCAACAGAGAGAGGACAGUGAAAGUCCUCAGUCACCCUCCGRGACAGGGGAGGUUACUGCAGCCCUCAGCUCUGCCGAGGUUCCACUGGAAAAUGACAAAAACGAUGCUGCUUCACCAGCUCCUGUGCCUGGCAGUGUUUCYGUAGACAACUCGCAAAGCUUCAAGGAAGAAAAACAAGAAAAUAUGAGCACAGAUGGCAAAGGAUUCCAGACUAAGAUAAGCAGUGAGGAUGCUGGAUUUCAAACAGAUAUGAAGCUUAACAUUUUAGCUCAAAAUAAAACUGAUGAUCACAGUGAUACAAAACUCCUUCCAACAACGGAAGAAGGAAAGGAAUUUCAGACAGCYGAAAUUAAAACGGUAGAUUUUAGAGAAAAUAACAAGCUUGAAGUUGACAGACUAUCAAACUGCCAGGCAUGUAAAAAUGACAUCUCUGUAAGUCAUAGGAAUUAUCCUCAACUGAUUUCAGAAAAGCAAGAUGACAAAACAAAUCAAACCAGCUUGGACACAGUGAAGACUCAGGAUGUUGGAAUUCAGACUUUUGAUAGCAAUUUGGAAAGAACUGCACAGAAGGGAAUUAUUGUUCCUCAGGAUGUUGAAUCAUCCACAUUCAGAGAAUUGGUCCCUCAACGCAACACAGAUACAAACAACCCCGUUCUUCAAGUGAUGCAUGGCAUGCAUCAAGAGAGUAAAGAUACUUCAGUAGAACAAAAUYUUGAGACACAAGAAGUUACCCAUGACAAAACAAAUCCAGUAAAAGACCAAAGUCACACGAGUAUAAAUGGUAAUAAUUUUGCUUCACCAGAAACAACUGCAGAAACUCCAGAUGAGUCUCCUCUAAAAGGUUACCCUUUUUAUAGACAGGACACCAAACCUAAACCCAAGCCUGCUAAUGAAAUUACAAGGGAUUACAUACCAAAAAUUGGGAUGACUACUUACAAAAUAGUGCCUCCAAAAUUCUUAGGAGUAAUGAAGAGCUGGGAAUCAGAAGUUCCAUCAGAUCAAAAGGAUCAAGAGGUAUCUACUGUGGAAGACCCCAAAGAAUUUGUACUGCAAACUGAAAUUCCUCAUCUCUCAAAAAGUGUGGGUCAUUUACAGGUUGGUUCACAAAAUGAAGCUGCAGCAACAAAUGAUCUGCUGCAGAGAGUGAACAGUGUUUCUGAACAUACUGUGACCUCUGGAGCUGAGAUUACUACCGAGAACAGCCAGAUGGAAAGAGAGUCUUCCAAGCAGCGUGUCCCACUGAUGCUAAGCUUGGAUAAUACAAAUGCUUCUUCUGAGACUCAGGACAAGUCAAAUGCAUUAAGUCCAUUAAGUCCUACAACAAAACCUAGUUCUUUUUAUAUGCAGAUGCAACGAAGAGCUUCAGGUCACUAUGUGACAUCUGCAGUUGCCAGAAGUACAGUUUGUGCUCCUAAUUCAGUKCAAAAUGAAGUUAAGAAUACAGAAAUGGAUAAAAAAGUCUCAUCACCUGAUUUGACUUCUUUGGCUUUACAUAAAACAAGUAUUCCCUCUCCUCCAGCAGAUCAAGAAAAGGUUGAUGAUGGAAAAACCAUUGAAUCUUCCACUUCUCCUGUUAAAAGCAAUAAGCCUAUAAUUUUUCCCUCCUGUCCUCCAGCACCGUUGAAUCUAAGAACUCUAAGAACUUUUGCAGUUCCAAAGCCAUACUCCAGUUCAAGACCAUCCCCUUUUGCUCUUGCUGUCUCAUCUGCAGUCAAAAGGUCACAAUCCUUCAAUAAGACACGUACGAUCCCUAGCCAGGCACCGAGAGAGGAAUUCCCAGUAGAGCUUUCCUCUGCCCCCUCGGCAGCUGGAUUCUCCUCAGCUACCUCCAUGCCUGAAGUGAAAAGCCCUUCCUUGCAGACUGUAACAGCAGGGCCACAAAACAGUCCAAUGGAUAAGAAAAGCAGCCAUGUGAAUAGUGAGCAGAAGAGUCAGGCGCAGUCAGGUGCUUCCCCUGACCACCCACRCCCUGUCACCAAGAGACAAACCGCGAUGACGCUCCCGCGCGCUGACCCCGAACAGAUCCACCAGAGCCUGCUGGCUGCAAUCCGCUCUGGAGAAGCUGCUGCCAAAUUGAAAAGGGUUGGUCCUCCAUCAAACACCAUUGCUGUCAAUGGAAGAGCCAGGCUUAAUCCUUUGUAUUCCACAGAAGCUAAGGCUAAUCCCUAGACAUUAUACCAAAUAUUUUGCACUUUACUACUGCUUCAUAGGCCAACUAAAUACUAACUACAAAUUUUUGAAAGUGUAAAUGCAAGUAUAUGUUAAUAUAUUUUUUCAACGGUUAUAAGAAUUUCAAGCUGGGUUUUUGAUGCCUUGAAAAGAUUGAUAGAAUAUGUAAAUUAUGGUAAUAUUUUGCCUUUUUCUCUCUAUUAAGCUGACUAUGCUGCUAAAAAGUUUUAAGAUGAGGUGCAGGUAAGCUUUGCUUAGAAUGAGAAUUGAAGGUUCUUGAUUUUAGCCUUCAAGACUGAACAAUAURUAACACUGUGCUGAAAUUACAGAUUGGAAGCGACCUAAAAGUUUUAGACCACAUCAUUAAUUUUCAAUUUUGUAUUACUUUAACAGAUUGUAUGGACUUAAAUCUACCACAUGCUGCCUCCAUGUUACUUUAUUAAAUUAAAAUUGUAAUUAGUAGAAUAUCUUACUUCAAUGCAAUACUUUGUUUCUGUCUAAAAAAAAUACAUGUUUUUGUUCCUUUAGCAGUCAGUAAUUGGGAUAUAUAUUUAGAUUGGUUUUGUUUUUUUUAAUCUCCUGUAACUUCUUUCCUGGUAGCACACACACACACACACACACACACACAUAAAAUCAGGACAGAAAUCAUUGGAAAUUUUUGUACUACUCAAAACCUUUUCUUAACAGUAGCACUACAUGAUGUUUCUCAACUACUCUUUAGAUAUCUGUAUAUAGUAUUUACCUUACACUGAGAUAAGCAGUACUUUUURUGAACUAAUUAUAUCUUUAAAUAGAUCAACAUAUAGUCACUUAAUAAUACAAUACAAAUUCCAGUUUUGAUAGUGAAAUAGAAGAAUAUUUUUUUCACUGGAAGCAUAACUAAAAAUUGAACUGCUUUGGACUUAUUUAUGUAAAAUAUUUUAAUCUUAAAACAGCACAAUAACACAUAAAUCAUGCUUGUGUCAGAGAUCAUCUAUUUAUAGAUUAGCAUUAAAUACCAAAAUGGAAAUAUGUAUUAAAAGAAAAUAUUUCAUGUUAUAUUUUAUCUAUUUUGAGUUUCUUGUCAAGAUUAUACAUUUUGGGGAGGGGAUGGAAAUAUGAUCACACUCUUGAUGAAACAAAUACAUUAUGGAUGCAUGCAGCCUGUGCUGGGGUAUUUGCCAUAGUAAAAUAUUUUCUUGCUGGACUUGRGUUAAAAUUAAGCAAUUGUAUUUAGUUUCUAUUCUUUAACUAUAUAUAUAUAUUGUACUUUAGAAACAUAAUGUAAUUCAGUUUCAGAAACUGAUCUAUAUGUGCAUUUUCAAAUUGUUUGCUGCCAGGUUUUUGUGCAAUAAUCUUGAAGAAGUCUAAUUAUCUUCCUAGUACAGAGUCAAUUGCUGAUUACAAGUUACAGUGAUAACUUAAUGYUGAAACCCUUUAAGGAAUAUUUUAGUAAAUAAAAAUUCAUUAAGAGGGCUGAUGAACACUUUCAUUGCUGUUCUCUCCUGUAUCUUGGUCCCCUGUCAUUGUGUGUUACCACUUCCAUCUCCUCCUUGUUCUUGCCCCCAACCAAGGGCUCGCUCCAAGGGUGGGGGGAACUCACAUGGUGGUUCAAAAGAUCUGUUUCAGGGUCUGUCUGUGAAAUCAAACUUCAACCUUCACUUGUAAACAGUGAGAUAGAAGUUUCCAACUUCCAACUGGGCCUUACAUUUUAGAUUUCAUUGUGUUUUGAAGGACGGACUUGAAAAUUGUAACUUGCCCUCUGGAUUCUAGAGUCUGUGCUCAUUGUGAUAUUUGAAGUCUGUUUUAAGCAUCUCUGUACAACAUGCUGAUCUGUAACUGCCAGAGAGAGGGUGCACUGUGAGAGACUCUUCCUUGUACUGAGUGUGUGGGGGUUGCAGGGUUUUUUCCAAACGUUGGUGUUCUCUGCCACAGUGACCAGAGUUAUUUAAUAAAAUUAUUUGAAUCUCCAUCUCUGCUAAUACAAAUAKAUAUGAUGUUUCACUUUUUCAAAGAAAGCAACUGAGUCCAAUUAUUCUUGUUGUGGGGAAAGUUCWAAAACCYGUACUUUGUUCUUUUCUUUGGUUUUGACUACAAAACUGUACUACUAUAUGUUUCUUAGUCYCAUAUGUUAAACUGUCUUUUCAUGUGAACUCCUGAAGGCAAAUACCGUCUUUUGUAACAGAUUAAAACUAAAAACACCUUGCUUAAAUUUUAGGGUUUCUUCACAGUGUAACUGAACUUGCUUGAUAACUAAAUGAAAUGUCUACCCAUGCUAUAGUACUGUGAAACUCUUCAGUGGGAAUUUUUGUUACUAGCUGGCAGUAUUGUUUCGCAAAACUUUCUCUUCCCCUGUUUUUUGAACAUGUAUAUGUAAGACUUUUUAAAAUCUUGCUGUUGUAUUUCUAUAGAUGCUUUUUUUCUUACACUUUUUUAUUAAAUUCUACUAGAGAAACUCUUGUUGAUGAACUUUAA